GCCACCGACUUUACGUCAAAACCCACACUUUAAUUGAUCCUCUCGCCUAGGGUUUCUUCGUCCCCCGUGCUUGUUCCCCUUUUCCCCAUUCCUCUAUUCUUUCACAUAUUUUUCCCCAUUUUUCCUUUCCGAUCAAUCACUCUACCCUCUGUUUGAUCCUUCUCGUACCUAAACUUUUCUGGGUUUUAGUUGGUAACGUGAAAUGAAGAAAUCUUCAUGGUCAAAAUGAUGUUAUCACCUGCAGUUGGAAAGUUUAGAAAUGGAAGGAUCUACAUCUACUUCGAAAGACAUAUCAUCUGCAAAAGCAGUGAUGAUGGGGGCAUUGGCUUCUGGUGUAAAUGGCCCUACAUGGUUCGUGCUCAAGAUUACGUUUUUGCUUCUCUGCCUCUGUUUUGCCGCGAUGCUUUCUCUUGCACUUUCAUCAAAAAACUUCAUGAUCGCGGGCCAUGUUCUUUUGCUUGUCGUCAUUCUUGUGGUGCUUUUUGGGCUCCUAAAUUGGUUUCUUGCUCAGACUGGUCUGGUAUCAGUUGAGAAACAGAUGGAGGAAAUCGGCAUUCUUGAGAAGGAAAAUGUUGAAAAAGAUGAGUAACUAACACAAGAAAACGCAGUCUUUUUUAUAAGAAUUCAUCAAAACAUACUACAUACACUUUGGAACGAAAUACAAAUGAUUGAUUUCUACAGUGCGAGAAAGAUAAAACAUGAAUGAAUCGACUUCAACUUCCCUUUUCGUCCUUCUCUUUCGGCUUGCUCUUUUUGGUCUUCUUUAUGAAGCAGAAGCAUGAGAAACAGGGACACUCAAUCAAGAACUUCAUUCUAUUAACUCCAAGCUAUGAGUAGGAACAGCUUCUUCUUCCUCCUCUUCGCCACUUUUAAAUCGAAGCUAUAUGGAUUCCUUUCCUCACCAUUUGCUAAAGAGGAUGCCUCAAAAGUCUUAAUAUUUUAUUGCCAUUUGUCUCUUUUAUCUCUCAUUUUGUGAGUCGUUUUUGCCAUUCUUAAAAUCAUACCCAAUUCUUACUAUUAUUAUUGUAUUUUUUGGAUGGUAAAGUAUCAAGAAAAGAAGGUUGAUGCACCAUGUUGAAACUU
Ananas comosus (pineapple) is the source of this 1083-nucleotide messenger RNA. RefSeq lists its product as uncharacterized. The transcript has 5 exons. NCBI's taxonomy places the organism in Eukaryota, Viridiplantae, Streptophyta, Magnoliopsida, Poales, Bromeliaceae. Bases 260 to 589 code for a protein of 109 amino acids. The record is from RefSeq and is a predicted model, not a curated record.